Messenger RNA from Cotesia congregata, 1254 nucleotides. The record is from the annotation of a GenBank genome assembly. NCBI's taxonomy places the organism in Eukaryota, Metazoa, Arthropoda, Insecta, Hymenoptera, Braconidae.
AUGGCUACUUUAAAAGCCAGAAGCGAGAUGAACCUGCUCGGUGGAAUGGAGAGUGAAUCAAUGGCAAACAAUAAAAAAAAAAUAAAAAUAAAAAUCAGAAAGAACGCGGUUAACAAAUACUGCAACAUGAAAGUGACGAUUGACGACAAUCAAGGCGGGUAUGUUAAGUCUCCGGGUUAUCCUCUGUAUUAUCCUGGACAGUUCGCUUGUAACUGGACUUUCCAUACCGUUCCAGGUCACAGAGUUUCACUGGUCUUCCAUGACUUUAAUAUUCGCAGUCCUGAACCGAACGGAAGCUGCCUUGACAGCGUUAGGAUUCGUGAGAACGGUAGAAUUUUAUUUGACUCCUGCGGAACGAGAGCUGGAGUUAAAAUAAUCUCCCAUUCUAACAAGAUAACAGUCGAUCUCAUCUCUUCGUCACGUGUCUAUCCAGGAAGGGGAUUUUUGCUUCACUACGAAGCAAUAAGGAGUUGCCCGGAGACGACAGCCCCUAAAGGAAGCUACGUCACCAACGAUACCCUCGACUCUAGAACCUUCAAGUGCUUCUCGGGGACGAUAUUCCCGGAUACAAAGGAGCCCACAAGGACUCUUGACUGUCCUGAACCGAACGGAAGCUGCCUUGACAGCGUUAGGAUUCGUGAGAACGGUAGAAUUUUAUUUGACUCCUGCGGAACGAGAGCUGGAGUUAAAAUAAUCUCCCAUUCUAACAAGAUAACAGUCGAUCUCAUCUCUUCGUCACGUGUCUAUCCAGGAAGGGGAUUUUUGCUUCACUACGAAGCAAUAAGGAGUUGCCCGGAGACGACAGCCCCUAAAGGAAGCUACGUCACCAACGAUACCCUCGACUCUAGAACCUUCAAGUGCUUCUCGGGGACGAUAUUCCCGGAUACAAAGGAGCCCACAAGGACUCUUGACUCAUCGUCGGCGGCAAUUUUGAAAACGGAGUCGGACAGCAACCAUUUAUCGAGCCUAUCAGACAGCAAUAUCCAGUCAACGGGGGUGAGAAUCGGAAGAAUCGAGAACGCAGUCGCCGUUGGAAGUAAUUUUGAUAUGGCAGAUCCAGCGCAAUCAGCGAUGAGCAAGAAGGGGGACUUUGUCAUAGAUAUGGUGGUGCCGUCGAUCCUGAUUGUACUACUCUUUGUUGGCAACGCGGUUAUUGUUUAUAUCAUUUUUCAAUACCGAAAGAGGAAAACGCCGGCAAUCAACUCGGGAGAAGGAAUGGCUCUGAGACCAGCGCAAGAAGUUCCACAAGUCUGA